Lates calcarifer (barramundi perch) is the source of this 2525-nucleotide messenger RNA. It is a transcript of the gene prmt1, whose product is annotated as protein arginine methyltransferase 1. The record is from RefSeq and is a predicted model, not a curated record. The transcript has 10 exons. Lineage: Eukaryota; Metazoa; Chordata; Actinopteri; Centropomidae. Gene Ontology annotation, molecular function: protein-arginine N-methyltransferase activity. Gene Ontology annotation, cellular component: nucleus. Bases 111 to 1157 code for a protein of 348 amino acids.
UCACAAUAUGGGCGUGUCUACAUCAUGGCCAAUCAGAAAUAAAAGUUGUCUGUCGUGGGCGGGGCCAGGGAAGACUACUGGAAGCUCACGCAGCCAGGCAGAAGAUCGAAAUGGCGGCGCCAGCAGAGAGGAUGGAGGUUUCUCAGGGGGAGAGCUCAGCCAAGCCUGCAGCAGAGGAUAUGACGUCAAAGGACUACUACUUUGACUCAUACGCCCACUUUGGCAUCCACGAGGAGAUGCUGAAAGAUGAGGUUCGAACUCUGACCUACCGCAACUCCAUGUUCCACAACAAGCAUCUGUUUAAGGACAAGGUGGUGCUGGACGUGGGCAGUGGGACAGGCAUCCUCUGCAUGUUUGCUGCCAAAGCUGGAGCCAAGAAGGUUAUAGGGAUAGAGUGCAGCAGCAUCUCUGACUAUGCUGUGAAAAUUGUCAAAGCCAACAAGCUGGACGACGUUGUGACCAUCAUCAAGGGGAAAGUAGAAGAGGUGGAGCUGCCUGUGGAGGGAGUGGACAUCAUCAUAUCAGAGUGGAUGGGCUACUGCCUCUUCUAUGAGUCCAUGCUCAAUACAGUCAUUUAUGCCAGGGACAAAUGGCUGAAACCGGAUGGACUCAUUUUCCCAGACAGGGCAACCCUCUAUGUCACUGCCAUUGAGGACAGGCAGUACAAGGACUACAAGAUCCACUGGUGGGAGAAUGUGUAUGGGUUUGAUAUGUCCUGCAUCAAGGAGGUGGCGAUAAAGGAACCCCUGGUUGACGUGGUGGACCCCAAACAGCUGGUCAGCAGCGCCUGUCUCAUCAAGGAGGUGGACAUCUACACAGUGAAGGCAGAGGACCUGACCUUCACCUCACCGUUCUGCCUGCAGGUGAAGAGGAACGACUACAUCCACGCUCUGGUCACCUACUUCAACAUCGAGUUUACCCGCUGUCACAAGAGAACCGGCUUCUCCACCAGCCCAGAGUCUCCCUACACCCACUGGAAGCAGACUGUCUUCUACCUGGAUGAUUAUCUGACUGUCAAGACUGGAGAGGAGAUCUUUGGCACCAUCAGCAUGAAGCCAAACGUCAAGAACAAUAGAGACCUGGACUUCACCAUAGACAUCGACUUCAAGGGUCAGCUGUGUGAGAUGUCGAAGACGUCAGAGUACAGGAUGCGUUAGAAGGGCCUCUCCCUGUGUUAGUUUGUACCAUAGUUUGACGCUCCCCUGCAGCAACAUUUUAAAGACUGUCUUUUUUUUGUUUCUUUUCAUUUUCUCAUUGAGAUGUAGUAUUUAAAGGUUUUCACAUUAAUGGGGUCAAAGUGCAUUGAGGUGGUGAUUCAUUGUGCAGUAGUCACUCAACAAAGCGUGUUAGACAUGUACCUGGUGUUUGUGUCCAACAUCUGCUUGGGUUUUAUUUUGGGGUUCUUGUCUUUUGCAUGUGUGAGAUCCAUAUAGACACAAACUCAGCGGCCCUGCUUACAUGUCUACAUGUGUGCAUAGUGUUACUAUUGAUUCACUUUGGCCCUCUGUGUGGUUAUUACAUGACCCAGCCACUGGUCUGCCCUUAGUUUGAUCCUGAUGCAGCUGUGGGUGUGUGGCUCUUCGGAUGUAUGUAUGUAUACUGAAUUCUGCCUCCGCCUGUGUACUAGUUCAUAGAAACCAUAUGUAACUGACAAGAGAGCUGUCCACCACACAUGAGGCCCUGUUCAGACCAAAAAUAGCCAUGUAUUAAAAAACUACAGUAUAACGCACAGGGUCUGUGUUGGUGUGAAUGCAGUGCUCCAGGUUCCGUUAAGAAGACAGGAAGAGUUAAAGUUACUGCCUGUUAAACUUCAGAUGAAGAGAAAGCAGGAAAUCUAUAUCAGCACCACCUCUGUUCAUAUAUCAGCUGUGAGCAGGUACUCCGUCUCCUGUGUACAUUGCAUGUUGGGAGAAUAGUGUGUGUGUGUUAACACACUUGGAAUGGCUGAACUGAGUAUGUAUAGUGUUUGGUUUAACUUUCACAGUGUGAACACACAACAUACUAACAGUGUGUCUACUCUCAGCAUGUAGUGUGCAUUUGGGGCACGACAGAUCUUCUUUAGCUGACGUGAACAGUGAACAGAAGUGGGCUGCUGCAGACCUGCAGCUCUUUCUUGUUGGGCCUACAUCAUGUUUGACAGCUGGGUAAUGCAACAGCUGUCCUUCCUUAUUUAGCCGUCAUCAGGCCACACCCUUUUGAAAAAGCCACACUGAGGCAUCUUGAGGUGUAACUUGUUGCUGCGCCUGGAGAGAGGUGGCCUGUUGGGACCAGAUCCUGGUGCCUGGUUCCAGUGGGCUCCACAGCUCUGUCAGGUGUCCUGGAGCCCAUGUGAUUGUCCUGAUACUGUGAGUCAGUGUGAACAGUGGUAACCAUGCUGACCCUCAGCAGAGAUAGCUCUGACUCAUCACACUUAGAUUUUUCUCUUUUGUAUUUUGUUUUUGUUGUCUGCUGCUUUUUUUUGUUUGUUUGUUUUUUGUUUUUGUUUUUUUUAAAAAUAAAACUAAUAAACUGUAAAUGUAACUUUU